CUGUACGCCUUUCCACCGAUUCCACUGAUCCCCAGAGUGAUCCGGAAGCUCCUAUACGAGAAGUCAGAAUUAAUAUUGGUCGCCCCCUUCUGGCCCAGGAGACCCUGGUUCGCGGACCUGAUCACUCUGUCAAUUCGAGAACCGUGGAGGAUUCCGGACAACCAGGUGUCCCUCUGCCAGGGACCGGUUCGACAUCCCGAUCCGCAAUGGCUACGCCUAGCCGUAUGGAGGUUGAGCGGUGCGUCUUAGCUACAGCAAGGGUUCCGCAUCAGGUCAUUCCUACCAUGCUAGCUUCUCGCCGAGACUCUACCAAACGAAUUUACGAGGCCACGUGGCGCACGUUCGAAAAGUGGUGCACAUCUCAUAGUAUAAGGGCCACCUCGGCUUCCGUCUUGGACAUUCUGGCUUUUCUGCAGCGAGGUCUUGAUUCAGGACUGGCGACGAACACACUCAAGAGGCAGGUGGCGGCUAUUUCGUCAGUCCUGAGGUGCGGUUCACUCAUUUCCCUUUCAAAAGAGCCUCUCAUUCAACAAUUCUUCCGAGGGGCCAACAAUGUCAACCCGCCGGUCGUACAUCGCUUUCCAUCUUGGCGAUUGAACGCGGUACUCAAUGCUCUGACCAAGACACCGUUUGAACCACUUAGAGACUCCUCUCUCCGGUUUCUGUCGCUGAAGGUUUCCUUUCUGAUAGCCAUCACAUCGGCCCGCAGAAUUUCGGAAUUAUCAGCUUUGUCAGUUCGUCAAGACCUCUGCACUUUCUUUAAUGAUAGGGUGGUGCUACGUCUAGACCCUACCUUCGUCCCGAAGGUUAACAGUCAAUUCCAUAGAGCACAAGACAUCGUACUGCCCAAUUUCUGCCCAAAUCCGAGACACCAUUUGGAAAAGGUGUGGCACACUCUAGACGUUCGGAGAGCAUUGAAGAUUUACAUUGAUCGGACAUCGACCUUCCGUAAAACAGAAGCUCUCUUCGUGUCAUUCCAACCACUUACUCUGGGUCAGAAGGUGACCAAAUCGGUUCUGGCUAGGUGGAUCAGAGCAACAAUAGCCACAGCAUAUGAGAGUCAGUCUCUUCCGGUACCGCGUAAUAUUACAGCACACUCUACCAGGAGUGCAGCUUCUUCUGCCGCUUGGGGGGCCCAGGCUUCGAUCGAUGAGAUCUGCAGGGCAGCUACAUGGUCCACUCCUUCUUCGUUCAUUCGACACUACCGGGUGGACUCCUACGCGUCGGCGGACGCAGCGUUUGGCAGGCGAGUUCUACAGACGGUUUUUUCGCAACAACAAUGACUAGCCGCCAUCGACCCUCCCGUUCAACACGACGACCUGCAGUUGGAUCCUCGCCGAAAAAGCUGGAAAGAAAGAGGAGUAGGCGGGGAUCUCAAACAACUAAUUUUAAGACUCGGUCCAAUCAGCAUCGAGGAGAUUUACCCAGUCCUGACGG
Messenger RNA from Ahaetulla prasina, 1437 nucleotides. RefSeq lists its product as uncharacterized. Bases 207 to 1283 code for a protein of 358 amino acids. Gene Ontology annotation, biological process: DNA integration; DNA recombination. The record is from RefSeq and is a predicted model, not a curated record. Lineage: Eukaryota; Metazoa; Chordata; Lepidosauria; Squamata; Colubridae. Gene Ontology annotation, molecular function: DNA binding. The transcript is spliced from 2 exons.